UGUAAGGCGGCCGCCGGAGGUGUAGUCGGUGCGUUGCGCUACUGGGCCUCGCCGUGGACUGGUCGGUACCCCCGUGAGAAGAUAUCGCUAUGUCGAUCGAAAUCGAGUCCUCGGAUGUGAUCCGUCUCAUCAUGCAGUAUCUGAAGGAGAACAGUUUACAUCGGGCAUUAGCCACCUUACAGGAAGAGACUACUGUGUCUCUGAAUACCGUGGACAGCAUUGAGAGUUUUGUAGCUGACAUUAAUAGUGGCCAUUGGGAUACUGUUUUACAGGCUAUACAGUCUCUGAAAUUGCCAGAUAAAACCCUCAUCGAUCUCUAUGAACAGGUUGUUCUAGAAUUGAUAGAGUUGCGUGAAUUGGGGGCCGCCAGGUCACUCCUGAGACAGACUGACCCCAUGAUCAUGUUAAAACAAACACAGCCAGAGCGGUAUAUUCAUUUGGAGAACCUCUUGGCCAGGUCUUAUUUUGAUCCUCGUGAGGCAUACCCAGAUGGAAGUAGCAAAGAGAAGAGAAGAGCAGCUAUUGCCCAGGCCUUAGCUGGGGAAGUCAGUGUGGUGCCUCCAUCUCGUCUCAUGGCAUUGCUGGGGCAGGCACUGAAGUGGCAGCAGCACCAGGGGUUGCUUCCUCCUGGCAUGACCAUAGAUUUGUUCCGAGGCAAAGCAGCUGUCAAAGAUGUGGAAGAAGAAAAGUUUCCUACACAACUGAGCAGGCAUAUUAAGUUUGGUCAGAAAUCACAUGUGGAGUGUGCUCGAUUUUCUCCAGAUGGUCAGUAUUUGGUCACUGGGUCUGUUGAUGGAUUCAUUGAAGUCUGGAACUUUACAACUGGAAAAAUCAGAAAGGAUCUUAAAUACCAGGCCCAGGAUAACUUUAUGAUGAUGGAUGAUGCUGUUCUCUGCAUGUGUUUUAGCAGAGAUACAGAAAUGUUAGCAACUGGGGCUCAAGAUGGAAAAAUCAAGGUAUGGAAGAUUCAGAGUGGACAAUGUUUAAGGAGAUUUGAAAGGGCCCACAGUAAAGGUGUCACCUGUCUAAGCUUUUCUAAGGAUAGCAGUCAGAUCCUUAGUGCCUCUUUUGACCAGACAAUUAGAAUUCACGGUUUAAAAUCUGGGAAAACACUGAAGGAAUUUCGUGGCCAUUCCUCCUUUGUUAAUGAAGCAACUUUUACACAAGAUGGACAUUAUAUUAUUAGUGCAUCCUCUGAUGGCACUGUAAAGAUCUGGAAUAUGAAGACCACAGAAUGUUCAAAUACCUUUAAAUCCCUGGGCAGCACUGCAGGGACAGAUAUCACUGUCAACAGUGUGAUCCUGCUUCCUAAAAACCCAGAGCACUUUGUGGUGUGCAACAGAUCAAAUACCGUGGUCAUCAUGAACAUGCAGGGGCAGAUUGUCAGAAGCUUCAGCUCUGGUAAGAGAGAAGGUGGUGAUUUCGUUUGCUGUGCCCUAUCUCCCCGUGGUGAAUGGAUCUACUGCGUAGGGGAGGACUUUGUGCUCUACUGUUUUAGCACAGUCACUGGCAAACUGGAGAGAACCUUGACAGUUCACGAGAAGGAUGUGAUUGGUAUUGCACAUCACCCUCAUCAAAACCUGAUUGCUACCUACAGUGAAGAUGGACUCCUAAAACUCUGGAAACCCUAAUUUCCACUUUUCUUUUAAAACUUGCUUGAGAGCAUGUACUUAAGUCAAGGCAUAUUCAUGUAUUGCUUUUUUUUUUUUUAAGCUACCUUUUCUAAGCAACUGAAGUUAGGCACAAGAAUAAUUUUGUGGAAAUUCAUGUUCAAGUAGCAGUCACCCUUUUUUAUAUAUUUUUAAGGUAUUCAUUUAUCUGUUUCUAAUUGGGGCACUUAAUGUAGUCUUCUACCUGAAGGGUGAAACACUGCUGUUUCUAGAAAAAAAAAACUGUACUCCUUUGAUUUGAAAUGGUGAUUUAAAAAGUACCUCCUGCAGUAAAACCGGUGAAUAAGUAGUAAUUAUCCCACAUUCAAUAGCUCUCUGCUGUUCUGUUUUUUAGAUGUUAAUAAACUUUCCACCUUUUGGAGGCUUUGUUUUUAAAUGUAAAUAAGUGCUCUUCUAGUUAAUGUAUUUUACUUAGGAUCAGGUGAAGAGGGUAGGGCAUCCAUUCCUGUCUAGAACGCUAGAUUGAAUGUAAAAAGGUCAGGGGUUGCAUAGAAUCUCAUUUCACUGCCCUCACCAUCCACUCACUCUUCUUAGCUGUGCCUUCCUUCCUGUGUGUUCUGGCUCCAGAGACUACCCUCUCCAUCUUCUGGGUUGAACUAGCUGCAGGAUCCAUUAUGAGGAGUCAGUUUUAGCAUCUUAGAGUUUGGCAUUGAAAAUGUGCUACUGUUCUGAAGGAAAUUUGAAAAGGACCUGGGAUUUAGGGAAGUCUUUUUUGCUCUAUGCAUCCUUACCAGUUAAAAAGGUAAAAGCCAACAAAAUUCUUCAAUAGUUUGCACAUGGGUGUCUUUUGUUUCAACCAAAGACAUAUUUAUUGAUACAUGUUGGUGAUGUUGAUGUUGAAGGUGCUGUGCAGGGAUCAUUUCAAGAAAAGUGAGACCUUCUGUGCCUCUUUUUAAUUUUAGCAUUUAUUAGGUACAAACUAACGGGGAAAGUUUUAAAAAAGUUUGUUAUAAUUUACUUUGAAAUAAUAGCCUGAUCCUUUGCGCCUGGCACAAUAAUGUUCAGUAUUGGUGGAAUUAAGCCUUGGCAGCACUAAGAAACCACUCUUUCCCAAUCAUACUCCCAAACAUUUUUUCCUUUUGCCAUGAAACCCGCAACUUUCUUGGGGAGCCUGUGUGGCUCAGUUGAGCAUCUGACUCUUGAUUUCAGUGCAGGUCAUGAUCUCAAGGUCAUGGGUUUGAGCCCCAUGUCAGGUUCUGUGUUGAACAUGGAUAUGGAUUUAGAUUCCCUCUCCCUCUGCCCCUCCCCCUGCUCGUGCAGACCCAUGCCCCCCUCUCCCCUCCCCACCCUCUAAAAUAAAACCUGCGGCUUUUUGAAAGAAUGUCGUUUUCUGCCAUUUGAGAGCUGAAUAUAGCCAUGAAUCCAUAAAUUCAUAUGAAUGAAUCUCCCAUCCCAGUGAAACUAAGUUUUCACAUAAAGGUGGAAAGAGGAAACGGCUCAUUCUAAAAUCUCUUAGGAAAGUUAAAGAAAUUGCAACAGGUAGUUGAGCAGUACUGCUAAAAUAAAGUAGGCCAAAAUGGAGUCUCUUGUGUUAAGCCCCACAUCGGCAAACCCCAGCUGCAGUUUCAGCCUGUCCCAGGACUGUAACCUGUAACCAGUGAUGUUACCUGACUCAGCAUUUAGGAGGUAGUCUGCCUGGUAGGCCCCGACUGUCCCCCAAAGGAAGGUAACCUUGCCUGAAACAAUCCACUCUGUUGGAGUUCCUUCUCCCAUUCCCUUUAAGUCUAUAAAAGCCUUUCAUUAUGUGCAGCUCUUCAGAGCUCCUUUCUGUUAGAUGGGAUGUUGCUGGAUUCACUAACCGUUGAAUAAAGUCAAUUUUUUCAGUUGAA
Nyctereutes procyonoides (raccoon dog) is the source of this 3499-nucleotide messenger RNA. RefSeq names its product SMU1 DNA replication regulator and spliceosomal factor (gene SMU1). Gene Ontology annotation, molecular function: protein binding. Gene Ontology annotation, cellular component: precatalytic spliceosome. Gene Ontology annotation, biological process: mRNA splicing, via spliceosome. NCBI's taxonomy places the organism in Eukaryota, Metazoa, Chordata, Mammalia, Carnivora, Canidae. The coding region runs from base 90 to 1631 and encodes 513 amino acids. The transcript is spliced from 12 exons. The record is from RefSeq and is a predicted model, not a curated record.